AUGUAUCGGACACACUCCAUCAUUUUCCUUUCUGCUCUCGUUUCAGUAUGUUACUCCCAUCCAUCUGAGCCGACUUCAAGGAUUUCGCUUUCGUCAGUACCGAGCGUUACGACUGCAGAUUACAUCAUAUUCGCCAAGGAAGAUACUAAUAAGGCGGACGGCGAUGGCUUUGGAAACACCCUGGCAGGCCUGGUUGGUAUAGACGAGGUGGAAACCAUUGUCGGUGAUGCCGGUAUUCCCGUUGUUUGGCGCGCACGCCUCAACGCAAAUCAACUUGCCAAGGUGAAAGCCGACCCUGUUGUUGCUGAAGCCAAUAUCAACGAUCCUUUCACGCUCGACGACCCGGAAUCGGUCGGUACUCAACCGCCAGUCACUCAGCGGAAGCGCGCCGAGGUCACGCAGGCCCCUAUUACCAAAAACGACCUUUUCGACCUGCGCACGCUUUCGACGCCGCCGAGGGUGAAGGGGUCCCUCCCCAACUAUCGGUACGAUGAGUUCGCUGGUGAGGGCAUCACUGUGUAUGUUGUCGACACCGGGCCCUUCGACUUGGGGCAUGACGAAUUUUCUUCGCCCGGCGUCGGCAUUACCCGUCGUCAGUUGAACGUUGCCAGGGAGAAGAAGUUCGAUCUUGAGCACAUCCAGCACGGGACUUGUGCGGCUUCCAAGACCGUUGGUAUAAUGACCGGGGUAGCAAAGCGCGCGAACCUGGUCGGAGUGCGUAUCGACUUAAACCAGUUCGGUCUUCUUCGCGGUCUGCAGGCUGUCGUUGACGACGUCAAGCAAAAGGGACAUAAGGGCAAGGCAGUUGUCACGACAUCAGUCUACUUGAAGGCAUCCAACACCAUGUACAUGGUCUCGAUGCGCAGCGUCAUUAAGUCUCUUGUAAAUUUGGACGUCCCUAUCGUCGCAACGGCUGGAAAUAGGUACCAGGAGGGCAUCACUGAGCCUAACACACUGCCGGCAAUCCUGGCAAAGGAGCUUCCCGUCAUCGUGGUAGGUGCAGCCGCGAAGGAUUUCAAAAUAGCUGCAUUCAGUCAGCGUGGUGACCUCGUGACGACGUAUGCCAUCGGUGUCAACGUUCAAUGCGCAGACCUGGCCGGUAUCGCGAAAAGAUCGGGAACUUCUUUUGCCGCGCCUCAGGUUGCAGGUAUGGUGGCGUACUGGAUGUCGCAUCCAGAGUUUGCCGGCGACUUGAGGGCAGGCUCGGUGGCCAAGACACUCCGCGACAUGGUGGGGGCCCUUUCGUACCCGCGCGUCGCUGAGGCAGGGUAUCCUCCCAUCGCCUGGAACGGGCACGACCUGUCUCGUCAAACCGAGCAGCGGAACUGA
Colletotrichum higginsianum IMI 349063 is the source of this 1329-nucleotide messenger RNA. Its product is annotated as Allergen Pen n 13. The record is from RefSeq and is a predicted model, not a curated record. Gene Ontology annotation, biological process: proteolysis. Lineage: Eukaryota; Fungi; Ascomycota; Sordariomycetes; Glomerellales; Glomerellaceae. The coding region runs from base 1 to 1329 and encodes 442 amino acids. The transcript has a single exon. Gene Ontology annotation, molecular function: serine-type endopeptidase activity.